Molecule: messenger RNA, 1098 nt
Organism: Aspergillus brunneoviolaceus CBS 621.78
Lineage: Eukaryota; Fungi; Ascomycota; Eurotiomycetes; Eurotiales; Aspergillaceae
Product: putative alcohol dehydrogenase
Exons: 2
Coding region: 1-1098 (365 amino acids)
Molecular function (GO): oxidoreductase activity
Source: RefSeq, a predicted model, not a curated record
AUGUCCAAGGCCGUCUUCCUGACCAAAACAGAAGGCAAACCGGGCCAAGUCUACUAUCCCCUCUCCGUGCAGGCACAGGCCGUCCCUACCCCACAGGGCCGCGAGUUACUCAUCAAGCUGACCGCGGCCUCGCUCAACCACCGCGAUGUCUUCCUACGCCAACAUUUGUACCCGGGAGUCACGUUCGAUGUUCCCCUCGGUGCCGACGGAGUGGGCAUGGUGGUCGGGGCGGGUCCCGAUGUCGCUGACCCGCAGCGCUGGCAGGGGAAACGAGUGAUCCUGAAUCCCGGGGUGGGCUGGGACAGCUCGCCGGAUGGCCCGGAAGAUCCCAAGGGGUAUCGCAUCAUGGGCGGAACGAAACUGUACAACAAGGGGACGCUGCAAGAAUAUGUGGCUAUCGAGGAGUCCGAGGUUGAGGAGGCGCCGGAACAUUUAUCGGAUGCGGAGGCCGCGGCGCUUCCUUUGACGGGGUUGACCGGGUGGCGGGCGUUGGUGGUCAAGGCUGGCGAGAGGAAUUCGGGCAAGGGGGCGGCCAUCCUGGUGACGGGGAUCGGAGGUGGGGUGGCUCUCAUGGUUCUGCGAUUUGCGGUGGCCAGGGGAGUCGACGUGUAUGUGACCAGCUCGAGCGAGGAGAAGAUCAAGAAGGCGGUUGAGCUGGGCGCCAAGGGUGGUGUGAAUUAUAAGGAGGAAGGAUGGGAGAAAAAGCUGCUGGGUCAGCUUCCCCCCGGAAAGGCGGCUUUCGAUGCGGUCAUCGACGGUGCUGGAGGCGAUGCAGUCGAAAAAGCUGUCAAGCUACUCAAGGCUGGCGGCAUCCUCUCGGUCUAUGGAAUGACGGUCGCGCCCAAAAUGCCUUUCUUGAUGCAAGCGGUGCUAAAGAAUAUUGAGGUGCGUGGGUCUACGAUGGGCUCGCGCAAAGAGUUUAGAGAGAUGGUCGAGUUUGUGAGGAGCCAAAAGAUCCAUCCUGUUGUCUCGCGAGUAGUUCAAAGCGACUUGGGCGAUAUUCCAGCACUGGAUGAUCUUUUCCAGGACAUGAAGGAGGGCAAACAAUUCGGCAAGCUGGUCUUCGAAUUCGGCAAGGCGUCGGGAAGCAAACUAUGA